UGGUGCAAAUGAGGAAGUGGAUGGGGCUAUAUUGGAAGUACCUAAUGUAGUUGUACGUUCAGCUGGACGACGGACCAGAGCCAGUGGAACUGGUGGUGGGGACGGUGGUGGCGCGACAGAUGACUGUCCACGUCGACCUACUGCUGACGAACUAGAUGAAGAGGGCCUAAAAUAUGGAGCUCAGCAUGUUAUUAAAUUGUUCGUGCCCGUAUCCCUAUGUAUGCUUGUUGUUGUGGCUACUAUAAAUGCAGUGAGCUUCUACUCUUCAACAGAUGUUUAUCUCUUGUAUACACCUUUCCAUGAAUUAUCGCCUGAUCCUGGCGUUAAAUUCUGGAACGCUUUGGCCAACUCUAUGAUUCUCAUGGGUGUAGUUGUAGCAAUGACUAUUUUGUUGAUUGUUCUGUACAAAAAACGCUGCUACAAAAUCAUACAUGGUUGGCUUAUCCUCUCUUCAUUCAUGCUGCUAUUUAUUUUCAGUUAUCUCUAUCUUGAGGAGUUGCUACGCGCUUAUAAUAUUCCAAUGGAUUACCCCACAACGAUAAUGAUACUUUGGAAUUUCGGUGUCGUCGGAAUGAUGGCCAUACAUUGGCAAGGUCCUUUGCGUUUACAACAGGGAUAUCUAAUUUUUGUUGCUGCAUUAAUGGCACUGGUUUUUAUUAAAUAUCUGCCGGAAUGGACGGCGUGGGCUGUGUUGGCAGCGAUAUCAGUAUGGGAUUUGAUUGCUGUCCUCGCACCGAAGGGACCUCUGCGCAUUUUAGUGGAGACAGCUCAAGAACGCAAUGAACAAAUAUUUCCUGCUUUAAUUUAUUCUUCCACUGUUAUGUACACAGUGAUG
Rhagoletis pomonella (apple maggot) is the source of this 835-nucleotide messenger RNA. RefSeq names its product presenilin homolog. Gene Ontology annotation, molecular function: aspartic endopeptidase activity, intramembrane cleaving. The record is from RefSeq and is a predicted model, not a curated record. Gene Ontology annotation, biological process: Notch receptor processing; negative regulation of apoptotic process; membrane protein ectodomain proteolysis. Gene Ontology annotation, cellular component: dendritic shaft; neuromuscular junction; neuronal cell body. Lineage: Eukaryota; Metazoa; Arthropoda; Insecta; Diptera; Tephritidae.